Messenger RNA from Ceraceosorus guamensis, 1938 nucleotides. RefSeq lists its product as hypothetical. The coding region runs from base 150 to 1475 and encodes 441 amino acids. The transcript has 3 exons. NCBI's taxonomy places the organism in Eukaryota, Fungi, Basidiomycota, Exobasidiomycetes, Ceraceosorales, Ceraceosoraceae. The record is from RefSeq and is a predicted model, not a curated record.
GAUGACGGUCCAGUCGGUGGGGCCAUAAAAAGGCUCACUGUGGGAACAUCCGACGACCUUGCCGCUCGUCGGGUCCCCUUCACCUUCUUCACCGCACGCGCGCCCUGUUACCCGGUCACCCGAAUCGUGAUUCCUACAAAAACAUCGCAAUGCAUUUCCAGCACGUUGCACAGCUCGCGGUCUUGGCCAUCCUCGGCUUGCCUCAGCUCGUAGAAGCACGACUGGAAUCUCAAGCGCUCGCUCCUCGCAGCAUUGGCGGCAAGUCAGUCAACACGUACACCUACUCGCAACAAGCAUGCUACACAGAGUACGGCAAGAAGAGCGUCAAGCCUGUGCCAAGGUCGACGGCUACCAAGUACAGCGUGACGGUAGGCUUUCCAAUCUAUGAGACAGUCAAGCCUACGAUCACGGUGACGCCAGCUACUUCCACUAACACCGCCACCUCCACCACCACAUUCACGGUGUUGACGACUGCAGUGGAUAAGACCGAUACUGCUACGCAGACGGACACUGUCACCACUACGACUACCAUAACCACUACAUCCACAACGCAGACGCAGCUACCCGAGGUGACCACUACUACGACGGUAUACACUACCACUACUGUUGCGGCGCCAGCGGGCUUCACACCCGUUCGGGAUGAUUCCAGCUUACAGGGACGCACCGUAGCUCGACGAGACUCGGUCGAGCCUGAAGCAGGCAGCGCAAACGUAGCCAGGUCCUCUUCCGGCACCAGCCGAAUCGAGCUGCAAAAUCAGCUGCUGGCUCGCGCAAAAGCAGACGUGUACAGCGUAGCCAAAGAUAAAGACGGCAAGCUUGUGAAUCUGUGCAACGGCAAGAAGACCUAUCCCUCCAAGGUGGCGUGCAAAAAGGCUGUGGAAAAGGUCGCAGUGACGACGUACACUGUUGCUGGGAAAAAGACUGUGACUAGAUCCGCACCCACACCGAUUGCGACGACGACUACGCUGCAGAGUGUUACGUCGACGUCGACGGUGCAGCCAGCUGCUGCUACGACGACCGUCACUACCACCACUACAAGCACUCGAUCCGUCACCACGACGGCAACGACUACCGAGACGCUUGCAGCUGCGACCAAGACGGAGACGGAACAAGCUCCGCAAUUCACGGCUUACGAAGCUUGCGAGAUGCCCAGAAAUUACGUCAGCAGCGUCGAUGGACUAGCGAUUCAAGACUUUAGAGCAAAGACACCUCUGGGAUCGAAGGAUUCUUUUUCUGCCAAGGAGUGCUGCAUUUCCUGCGUCACGGAUUGGAGAUGCGGCGCGUGGCUGUAUAAACCUAGUCAAAUUUUGUGCCAGCACUAUGGCGAAGCGCGGCCACGCAGGUGCGACGUGGGUCUCAACGUGGCCAUCUUCGCAGGCGGUGCUGGCCCUGGAGAAGGAUACACCGUUGGAAAUGGACACUGCGGGUAUGCAAAAUACAAUGCGCCCGGCGACACUUCAGGGUUCAGAAACUAGCAGGUUCCGGAGAGUAACAGGGCGCAACAGACCUUCGACGCGUUUUGCGCCUCCGCUCGCACACCGUCCCUAGUCAUUUCUCUCCGCCGCUGCAUCUUCCAUCGAGAUGCUUGCCCACUAUGCCCUUUCGAUGCGCAAGCCUCGUCGCCCCAUGUUGAGGCAUCGCGAAAAUCCACCUCCUUGUAACAUCCGGUCGUUCGAUCCAGCAGUCACGAGCAUUUGCAAUGGUCAUCCUAGUCCGACUUUCACAUAUGCACGGGGCAGCGGUGGGGGUUGCAAGUAUCAUUUGCUUUGCACUUGCCCAAGCAGGGGUGUCGUGCUUGUCGAACUUGAAAGAGAUGACUAGUUCAAUCAAAGAGAUCGAGUGGGGCAAGUCCGAGGUCGGUCGCUCCCCGCCGCGCCAAAAGACUCGCAAACACGUCGGCGCGGGCAAUGGAGAAGUACCAUGUCGAGCCCGCACGUC